Molecule: messenger RNA, 2875 nt
Organism: Dama dama (fallow deer)
Lineage: Eukaryota; Metazoa; Chordata; Mammalia; Artiodactyla; Cervidae
Gene: MEX3D
Product: mex-3 RNA binding family member D
Exons: 2
Coding region: 37-1998 (653 amino acids)
Molecular function (GO): RNA binding
Source: RefSeq, a predicted model, not a curated record
GGAGGCGGGAGCGCGGGCCCGAGAGCUAGCGCCGCCAUGCCUAGCUCCACCGGACAGCCCGACGGCGGCGGGGGCGCGCGCGGCGGCGGACCCGGGACGCCGGUCUGCGGGGACCCCAGCCCGGGUCCCCCGCCGCCGCCGCCGCCCCCGCCCGAGGGCGCCGAUGAGGCCGCGCCCGCGCCCCGGCCGCCGCCCGAGCCCGACGACGCGGCCGCCGCGCUGCGCCUGGCCUUGGACCAGCUCUCGGGGCUGGGGCUGGGGGGCGCGGGCGACCAGGACGAGGAGGGGACGACCGCAGGCGGCGGAGACGGAGCGGGUGCAGCGACUGGGGGCGCAGACGGCGGGGCCGCGGCGGAACCGGCGCCCCCCGACGGGCCUGAGACGGGGGCGCCCGGGGUGGCCGUGGCCCCCGGUCCGCUGCCGCUGCUGGAGCCGGACGUGAGCCCCCCGCCGCCGCCUCGGCCGUCGCCGCCCGACGUGUUCGCUGGCUUCGCGCCCCACCCCGCGGCGCUGGGCCCCCCGACGCUGCUGGCCGAGCAGAUGAGCGUGAUUGGCAGCCGCAAGAAGAGCGUGAACAUGACCGAGUGUGUGCCCGUGCCCAGCUCCGAGCACGUCGCCGAGAUCGUGGGUCGCCAGGGGUGCAAGAUCAAGGCUCUGCGAGCCAAGACGAAUACCUACAUCAAGACUCCAGUGCGAGGGGAGGAGCCGGUCUUUAUCGUGACUGGCCGCAAGGAGGACGUGGAGAUGGCCAAGCGUGAGAUCCUGUCGGCCGCCGAGCACUUCUCCGUGAUCCGGGCCACGCGGAGCAAGGCGGGCGGUUUGCCGGGUACCGCGCAGGGCCCUCCCAACCUGCCCGGACAGACCACGAUCCAGGUGCGCGUACCCUACCGCGUGGUGGGGCUGGUGGUGGGGCCUAAGGGCGCCACCAUCAAGCGCAUCCAGCAACGGACGCAUACAUACAUCGUGACGCCCGGGCGCGACAAGGAGCCGGUGUUUGCCGUGACGGGCAUGCCCGAGAACGUGGACCGGGCGCGCGAGGAGAUCGAGGCCCAUAUCACACUGCGCACGGGGGCCUUCACCGACGCUAGCCCGGACAGCGACUUCCACUCCAAUGGCACAGAUGUCUGCUUGGACCUGCUCGGGGCGGCCGCAGGCCUCUGGGCCAAAGCCCCCAACCCAGGCCGACGGCCCCCAGCCAGCCUCCGUGGGGACACUGCGCUGGGCGCCCCGGGAGGCCCUGAGUCCUUCUACGCGGGCAGCCGCGGGGGGCCGCCGGUGCCUGUGCAGGUGCCAGACGCUGGCCCGGCCAGCCCCUACAGCGCUUCUGGCAACGGGGGCUUCACCUUCGGCGGGGACGGUCCCGGGGCCCCCACGGGGCCCCCCGCCCCCGAGGACUGCGACUUUGGCUUCGACUUCCUGGCGCUGGACCUGACCGUGCCCACCGCGACCACCAUCUGGGCGCCUUUCGAGCGGGCCACCCCGCUGCCGGCCUUCGGCGGCUGCUCGGCGGUCAACGGGGCCCCCGCGCCACCAGCCCCAGGUGCCCGCCGCAGCAGCGGGACGGGCACACCACGCCACUCGCCCACGCUGCCAGAGCCCGGUGGUCUGGGCCUGGAGCUCCCGCUGGCCCGCCGGCCUACACCGGACCCAGUGGGCGCCCUGCCUUGGCGGCCCCCACAGGGCUCCCUGACGUCCUUCUCAAGCAGCGCCAGCUUCUCCACAGCCACCUCGCUGCCCAGCAGCUCGUCGGCCUCCUCCUGCUCGGCGCUGGAUUCCAGUGCCCAAGAGAGCGGCCGUAAGCCCCCAGCGGCCCCAGCGCCCGCGGCCCUGGCGCGGGAGUGCGUGGUGUGCGCCGAGGGUGAGGUGAUGGCCGCGCUGGUGCCCUGCGGCCACAACCUCUUCUGCAUGGACUGCGCCGUCCGCAUUUGCGGCAAGAGCGAGCCGGAGUGCCCGGCCUGCCGCACACCCGCCACCCAGGCCAUUCAUAUCUUUUCCUAGCUGGGCCCCUCGCGCGCCCGCGGUCCCACCCCCUGGGGCCUUCAGUGGGCGCAGGGUGGGUGCGCAGGGCCUGGAGGGGAGGAAGGGGGCGGGGCAGCGGGCUGCGCGGCCAGUGUUUACAGAUGAGCUUUAACUCUUCCGGUCCCAGGCGUGGAGACGACGCGGCCAAGCGGCACCUCAGUUCUUAAUAAAUGACAGUAUUGAGUCGACAGGUUAAAAUAAACCAGAGAGAAAAGGCCUGCUUGCCUGCUUGCACUUUUUAUUUAAGACACUCCCUACCCCUUACCCCCACCCCCCGCCCCCAGCCCAAGGUGAUCUUUUUAAGAAGAAAAAAACAAAACACGAUUUUUAAAACUCUGGGGUGUACUUCUUUUGUAUGUAGCGGAUAUCAAUUUGACAGUGUUUGUUUUCCCACGGUCUCAACCUCUGCAGAAACUUCCAGGAGGAGGAUGGCUCCCUUUGGGGGGAUCAUAUGGUUACCCUGUAGUAUGUAAGCCGCGCGCAGGCCGGAGGGGGGUGGGGGGGGGGAGGGGCGAGGGGCGUCCGGAACUUUCUAACUUUUUUUUAAUUAUUAAUCCCUUUCUGCUGUGGUUUCUGUUGACAGUUUUUAAUUUUUGUUGUUUUUAAAAAAGAAAAACUUUUACUUUUUACCUCUUGUGUAUAUGUAGGGAAUUUAUAGGGAAAUAUGUACUUUAUGGAAUAAAUUUUAAGACUAAAAUAUAUUUUAUUUUAAAUAAAGUAACGGACCUUUAAUCUUACACAGCUAAAUUACUGAUUAUAUAUUUGCUGAGCUGACCUAAGGGUUCAGAAAAUUGUAUCAAGAGUUUUAUUUUUUGACUUCAAAGCCUUCUUAAUAAAGUCUUUUUACUACACGUGA